Messenger RNA from Choloepus didactylus (southern two-toed sloth), 2720 nucleotides. It is a transcript of the gene LONRF2, whose product is annotated as LON peptidase N-terminal domain and ring finger 2. The record is from RefSeq and is a predicted model, not a curated record. Lineage: Eukaryota; Metazoa; Chordata; Mammalia; Pilosa; Megalonychidae.
AUGAGGGCCACCCGGCUGCCUCUGGAACUGGGACCCAGCACCCACGUUGGACGCGUGGGCCGGCUCCGCACUGAGCUGGGCCGCCAGGCCUCCAGGCGCAGGAAGGCUCAGAGCGCCGCGCGGGCGAGCAGGGCGCGCUCCCCGGGGAAGCCGCCUGGGGUCAGCGGGCGGCGGCUGCGCGGGGAGAAGGGCGCGUGGCCGGUGCCGCCGCCGCCGCCGCCGCGUCCGGGCUGUGAGUGCGGGGAGCCCUUCCCCCAGCGGAUGGAGAGGGGCGAGCGGGCCUUCUGCGACGGCGAGUACGCGAGGGCCGCCGCGCUCUCCCGCUCCUCGCUGGCCGGCCUGGCGCAGCCCCACCGCGCCCUGUGCCUGCGCCUGGAGAACGCGCUGGCCCGCGCGGGCCGCGUCCCCGAGGCCCUGGUCGCGUCCCGCGGCGCUGGCCGAGCAGGGGGGCGGCCUCGCGCGCGCCGUCCACACGCAGGAGUGGCGGGUGCCGGCCACCCGGACGCUCCCCGCUACCUGUUCGGCCGCUCGCGCUGCCGACGGCUGCUCUGCCAGCCGGGGACCCGCUGCGGGCUCACCGGGAGCCAGCGCUGCGUGGAGCCGGCUGCGCGGCCGCAGGGGCGGUGCUUCGACGUGGUGCCGAGCGGCCUGCUGGGGCGCGGCUUCCCGGCCGAGGGCCCCGGGCGCACGCUGGCGGCCGGAGAUCGAGCUGCUCAGAUGAUGUAUGAGGUGAUAUUUCCAGCUUCAGAAAAUGUGUGUCAAAGUUUGACAUCUUCCAUCCAAGGCAGAAUGUUGGACCCCAGAUUAAAGCCUCAGUGCCCCGGCCAUGGAAACACCCAGGCUCCUGCGGAAGGAGGUGAAUUCACCCAAGAAAGCUGAUGGGUUUAGAAAUCCCAAUUCUUCAGUUUUAUAUUUUAUACUGGGUCUACACCUUGAAGAGGAUAAAAAAAGUCAAGAAGUAUCCUUUCAAUAGCAUGCGGCUCUGCUUUGAAGAGAGAGUUUCUGAAUGAUUUGGAGGAUAGCCAUGACUUCACCACCCCUGAAAAAAUUCCCUAGAGAGAUGCAGAUUCCUUACCUCAAAGGAACAUGAGAUCUAACCUAGGAGAAAGUCCAGGGGUCUCGAGACUGAGCGUUCUCUUUACAUGAGUUGUUGGCAAGCACAAAUUUCAAUAUAAUUACUCUGGCCGAAGUAUUGAUAUUUCGAUAUUUGUCAGAUGAGUUGUCCGACAGGAAGUUUAUGAUGAAGAAAUGAUGGGACUACCAAAAUCCUCGCCGUGCUGCCCUUAGAACGCGGAGCUCAGCCAGCCAUCCUGGGCGUGACCCCGCUGAAAGAGCGCCUGCUCGCCCCCCGACGAAUGUUAGUCAUCGUUAUGCAGAGACAAGCAGUCGCCAAGGGGUGGCUAAUGCCAGGUAGGGAGAUCAGUGAUUUUCUCUCUCUCGCAAGGCUGCUGGACACCCGUGGGGAAGCGUCGGGAUGGCUACUCAAGCUCGGGUGUGUAGCCAUCCCCUUCUGCUUUGGAAAAUGCUUUUUGAUAGGGUCACAAAAUGAAACACUUACCAAACAUUGACUGCUGCUUACAAGACAGCACCUGGCGGACUCUGACCCUCUGCGAGAUGAGUUUGAAGUCUGAACGGAGCCCGCAGUUGGAAAACACCUUAAGAAAAUCUCUUUGCAGCAGAUACUCUCGCCCUCAGGUCACUGAAGGCACUGGAACACCUCACGUGGUUUACUGUGGUCUGGGGUUUGCAGCAAAGAGCUCCAUUCCCAGGAGACAUCUUGCUCUGUUGUUGAAAACAUGUCUCAGUGGCUAGGCAGUGAAAGGGAAACCACAUACUCAUCUGGAAGCAGAUGUAUCAGAGCUCAGACUAACAGAAAAUGCUGGUAUGCUUUUCUGUUACUGUGAAGUUGUCUGUGAAAUUGAGAAAUGAAACCAUUCAUUGUCCAGGGGUGAUGGUGAGCCAUAGUUAGUCCUUACCCGAGCUGUACUGGUUGGUGGACAGAACCGUCUCUAGUGUCCUGGGGCAGGCCCAGGAGUGGACAUUGCAUGUGAUUAAAUGAAUGUCAGAAUGCAAGAGGGACCACGGAUGUAGAAAAACAUUGAAUAGUGUGUUUGAUCUAAGGAUAUAUAUAUUUAUGCACAUGCAAUGAGUGAACAAAAGUGAGUUAAAAUUGUACAUGCAUUGGGAUGUCAAACAUGCAACCAAACUAGUCCAUUGAACACCUUGAAAGUAUAACCCUGUCUCAUUGAUUCAGUGGAUACUAAAUAUUUAGGAAAUAUGUAACUUUUCUACCAGUAUUUGCAUUAGAAAUUAGGUUUGUCAGUAAAGUUGAAUUUAUUAUCCAUCCACUAAUAUAUGAAGAUAAAAAGCUGCUUAUGAACUGGGACUUUAUUCCAGGAAAAUAUAUCAGGAGAAUAUGUAAGGAAAGGGUGGAUGGUAUGGGAUUUAAAUACUCAGAAAGUUUUUCUCUAAGACUAGCCCAAGAAUUAUUACUUUUUUUUAACCGGUGGCUUUACAAUUAUCAGAUCAGAUGUUAUCUAUUAAAGAAAAAUGCAUAUAAGUUCUAACUCCUCAUGCAUAUUGGUAUAAUUGGUUAGAAAAACUUUUAAACUGAGGUCUUGAACCAUCUGACUCAGCCAGAUGGUUUAUGUGGUUGGAUUCUUUCCGAGUCUUUAAGUGGAUGUUCUUAACCUGAAAAAUGUUGUGGUUUGGACUGAAAA